AAGGCUUUGACCCAAAUCUGACCUUGCUCGGACACAAUCACUGUAUCCGACAAGAUCUCAACAUGUCUUCAGACGAGAUUGUUUGGCAGGUCAUUAAUCAGCAGUUUUGUUCAUACAAACUCAAGCUCAGUACCAAAGAACAGAAUUUCUGCCGCAAUGAAUACAACUUGACAGGGUUCUGCAAUCGACAGUCAUGUCCUUUAGCGAACUCUAGAUAUGCCACUGUCCGGCCAGACCCAGAAACAGGCGCUCUCUGCCUCUUCAUCAAGACGCCGGAACGGACACACUUGCCCUCGAAAUGGUGGGAGAAGAUACGACUUCCCAACAAUUAUGAAAAAGCCCUUGCACAAAUCGAUGAGAAACUGGUCUACUGGCCAAAGUUCUACGUCCACAAGUGUAAGCAGAGACUUACACGACUGACUCAAGUGGCCAUUCGUCAACGACGCAUUGCAAAGGAAGAAGCCAGACUGGGCGAAACACUCGUCCCGAGACUUGCUCCCAAGAUCCGACGAAGAGAAGAGACUAGAGAAAGAAAGGCCGAGAGCGCAGCCAAGGUUGAAAGAGCCAUUGAGCGAGAACUUAUUGAUCGAUUAAGAAGUGGUGCUUAUGGCGACCGCCCCAUCAAUGUGGAAGAAAACGUAUGGAAGAAAGUUCUUCGCGGGCUAGAACGGGCAGAAAAGGGCGAAGAGCUCGAAGAUGACGAGGAAGAAAUAGAGAACGAAGCAGAGGGCGAGGUCGAGUAUGUUUCUGACCUCGAAGAAAGCGAAGGUGAAGGCGAAGCUGAAAUGGAGGACUUUGACGAUUGGUUGGGAGGAGAAAGUAUGGAUGACGAGGAUGACUCUGAAGACUCUGAAGACUCAGACGGUGGUGACGGGUCAGAGGAUAGUGAGGACAGCAGCGGAGACGACAGCGAGGCCGCAGGUACUGGAGCUGGAAAGAAGAGGAAGCGGACCGCACCAGCACCCAAGCCAAGGAAGAAAGCAGCUCCUCAGCUGGAGAUUGAGUACGAAACCAGUCUACCACAAAAGGAGCUCAAUGUUGCAUACUGAGAGGACGGGUGUUCAUGAGGCGUGGCACAAUUAUCACGAUUUCACAUUCAUGCCUCUCAUAACUGCUGUUUAUUACUGGGCGUAUAGCAGGCCGUCAAGUUGCUGGCAAAAUCGAAAUGAAUAAUGA
Exophiala mesophila is the source of this 1176-nucleotide messenger RNA. RefSeq lists its product as uncharacterized. The coding region runs from base 63 to 1049 and encodes 328 amino acids. Lineage: Eukaryota; Fungi; Ascomycota; Eurotiomycetes; Chaetothyriales; Herpotrichiellaceae. Gene Ontology annotation, cellular component: nucleolus; preribosome, large subunit precursor. The transcript is spliced from 2 exons. The record is from RefSeq and is a predicted model, not a curated record. Gene Ontology annotation, biological process: maturation of LSU-rRNA; maturation of 5.8S rRNA.